This is a messenger RNA of Argentina anserina (silverweed cinquefoil), 1539 nucleotides long. RefSeq lists its product as uncharacterized. Gene Ontology annotation, molecular function: serine-type peptidase activity. Lineage: Eukaryota; Viridiplantae; Streptophyta; Magnoliopsida; Rosales; Rosaceae. Gene Ontology annotation, biological process: proteolysis. The record is from RefSeq and is a predicted model, not a curated record. The transcript is spliced from 13 exons. The coding region runs from base 43 to 1338 and encodes 431 amino acids.
AUUACACCAACACAAACACAACCUUUCUCUCCUAAAAUCACAAUGACCCACUCUCUCAUCAUCCCUCUACCUCUGCAGCACACCACUCUAUCAUCACCAUCAUCCCAUUCACCACCCACCACCCUCUCCGACGUGUCACCUCCCCUGGCCCACACGUGGCAACGCCAAGGCCCGUACCCGCCACAAAUAUUCCCCUAUAAAACCCGGUGCCUGUCUCAGUCGACAAGACACAGAUCAAACCGCAACACUCAGAUCACCCAAAUGGCCGAGGAAGCUGUUGACGCCCAGAAGCUUCGUUCCGAGUUUCACAAAGUGUUGAGUAGCAGGCGAUGUGGCGAAGUUCCGUUGACGGUGGAGCCGGCGAAACCGGUGACUGAUCCUCUGUUUCAGGAGGUUAACCCUCCAAGCUUCAGCGAGGCAAUGAAUGCUUGCCCCAAGGCUAACGUUACUAACUUUAAGGAGAAGCUUCAGGAGGAAAAUCUUUACCUAAUUACUGAGGCAGGAGAGCAGGGGAGGUUACCUGUGUUGAUUUUGAGCAUGAAGGAGGAGAAUGGUGACCAGAAGAAGCCUGCUGUUGUUUUUCUGCAUAGCACUAACAAGAACAAAGAGUGGCUAAGACCACUGCUUGAGGCGUAUGCUUCGAGGGGAUAUGUAGCAAUUGCCAUUGAUUCUCGCUACCAUGGUGAACGUGCCACCAAUAGAACCACUUACCGAGAUGCUCUCAUAUCAGCAUGGAAAAGGGGUGAUACAAUGCCUUUCUUAUUCGAUACGGUCUGGGACUUGAUAAAAUUGGCAAAUUAUCUAACACAAAGGGAGGAUAUAGACCCUGCUAGGCUUGGAAUCACUGGUGAAUCACUGGGAGGUAUGCAUGCAUGGCUAGCUGCUGCUGCUGACACCCGCUAUGCAGUGGUUGUCCCUAUAAUUGGUGUUCAGGGGUUUCGAUGGGCACUAGAGAAUGAUAAGUGGCAAGCUCGAGUUGCCAGUAUAAAACCUGUUUUUGAAGAAGCACAAACUGAUCUAAACAAAAGUGCGAUUGACAAAGAAGUAGUGGAGAAGGUGUGGGAUAGGAUUGCUCCAGGUCUGGCCUCUCAGUUUGAUUCUCCCUAUACGGUUCCAGCUAUUGCACCGCGUCCUCUAUUGAUCUUAAAUGGUGCAGAAGAUCCUCGAUGUCCACUCGCUGGUCUAGACGUUCCUAAAGCGAGAGCACUCAAGGCUUACGAAGCUGCAAAGACUGCAGAUAAAUUUAAGUUAAUAGCAGAGCCCGGCAUCGGCCACCAAAUGACCGCUCUUAUGGUAAAAGAGGCAAGCCAUUGGUUUGAUCAAUUUCUCAUGUGGUGAGGCGCUGUUUGGUGAAAAUUGUUGUCUAAAAUCUCUCUUCCAGUGUAUAAUAGAUGUGUCUGUCAUUUCUUGGCGCUUGUAAGAAUAACUGUGAGAGUUGUGGUUAUCUCAUUUAUGUUGUAUUCAUUAUUGGUGAAGUAUGUAAGAACCAUGCAACAAAUUAAAUGCUUAGUAAGAAGAGUAUGUCAGUUUAAUCGGUUA